AUGUCGGCUAAUCCGACAGCGGCGACAGAGACGUCGUCUCUGGCCGCCUCCUUGGCGUCCUCGCUGGCGUCGCUCUCUGCAACCCUUUCCGCUACAGCAUCGGCGACUUUGAGCUCCAACGGAACUAUCACUACUUCCUCGACGUCCACAACAGAGACGGCUCCUCCAACAAAUACCGGCAUACAGGAGACUGCAGGCGGUGUUGGUAGCGGUCAGAGAUAUGAAGGAAUGACCCUUGUUGGUUUUCUUACUGCGUUGGCCACUGGUCUCACGAUCUUUGCUGUUCAAAUUCUCGCCUUUCUUGUUUUACGGAAUAAGCUGGCACGUAUCUUUAAACCCAAGACGUACCUGGUUCCAGAACGUGAAAGAACAGAGACGCCCCCCAACACGCCUUGGAAGUUGGUCAGCACGUUAUUAAAAUUCGACGACCGCGAGGUUAUCAAGAAGUGUGGCCUAGACGCCUACUUCUUCCUGCGUUAUCUCAGGACUCUUCUCACCAUCUUCAUCCCAAUUGCCGCUGUGGUUAUUCCCAUAUUAAUCCCCCUCAACUAUAGCGAUGGUCAGGGUCAUGACUUCGUUGAUGAUGGUAUCAAAGACAACAACAAUACCAGCAACACUACAAACGCGCGGCUCCUCGUUAGGGACUACCUCUACGCCAGAGCCGAAGACACCAACGGUACCGUUGACAAAGUACCGACAGGCCUGGACACUUUGGCGUGGGGAAACGUUGGGUUCAACCACACCAAUCGGUACUGGGCUCAUUUAAUCAUGGCACUGUUGGUAAUCGUUUGGACAUGCACGGUUUUCUUCUUUGAGCUACGAGUUUACAUCAAAGUCCGCCAGGAUUAUCUAACAAGCGCCGAACACCGACUCCGCGCCUCAGCAACGACAAUUCUUGUCAAUGGCAUCCCUUCCAAGUGGCUCACCGAGGAAGCCUUACUUGGUCUAUUCGAUGUUUUCCCAGGUCAGAUCCGCAACAUCUGGCUGAACAGGAAUUUGAAUAAGCUCCUCGAAAAGAUUCAACUUCGCGAAAGAGUCCACCUUAGGCUAGAAGACGCCGAAACAGAACUUAUCAAAACCGCAAAGAGAAAACAGCUAAAACGAAGGAAGAAGGAGGAAAAGGCUGCCAGAAAGCAGUCGAAGACUAAAGGACCGACCAAGCAGGAGGAAGCUCUUAGGAGACAGCGAGAGGAUGAUGAAGCUAGAAAGAGAGCGCAGGCUGGUCAGGGCAUCAGUUCUGGUGAACACGAAGAGGUCCCCCACGAUGUCAGGGCCGUUAUGGAAGACGAUGGAGACAACAAGUCCAGAAGAUCAAGCGUCUCAUCCGCAAGUUCCUCUGAAGACGGUAACCGCCCUCAGUCCAGAGGCUUUGGGCUUAGUGUCAUCGGCGACGGCUUUACCAAGGUCAGCAAAGGUUUGAUUGGGGGCGUGGGCAAAGCACAAAAGGAAAUCAAAGAUUUUGGCCAGGACGUCGAAGAUACUAUCGAGACAACCAAUGGCUUCGCUAUGCUUCACCCUACCAAUCGGCCUCGCAAAGUUCAGAUCCUAGCUGAAGGGGAGCGACCAGCGACAGCGACCAGCGUCCAGGGUGAUGCGGAGCAGCUCCGGAAGUAUGCGACCAACGAGACUCACCAGAAGACCCAUUCCCGAAACGCAUCAGCCGCCACGCAGGAAACUUCAGGCCCCAAGAACAGCUACGAGCCGUUCGGAAAUGGCAAUACUGUACGAAAGGUUAGCAAUCUGGAUCAUAUGUAUGACCAAGAAACCCGAAAGUUCUGGCAGUUCUGGAAAGCACCAGCCGGUGGUUACGCGUCACCCAUUCCCCAAGGGUAUGAUCCCGGCGAAUACCCAUUUAACAGUUCUUCAAAAGAGAAGACCACAUGGCAGAAGAUCAAAUCGUUCAUUCCAUUCAUGGGCGAUGACGAAAUUGAUCCAGUCGAGUAUCCCGAGUGGAGUGCGGUUGGCAACGAUUAUAAGAAGAUUCUGGACGAUGAAGCAGAGUGGCGCAAAUGGGUCAAGGAAAAGGACCGACCAACUCAUCGUCUGCCGCGUUGGGGCUUCCCUGACUGGCUUGCUUGGCUCACUUUUGGUCCCAAAGUCGAUACUAUCUAUUGGUGCCGUUCUGAGCUUGCAAGGUUGAACGUCGAGAUCGAGGAGGACCAAGCCCACCCAGAGCGCUAUCCCCUUAUGAACUCCGCCUUCAUCCAGUUCAACCAUCAGGUCUCGGCGCAUAUGGCAUGCCAAAGUUUGAUGCAUCACGUGCCAAAACACAUGUCCCCUCGAAUCAACGAAGUCUCGCCGAAGGACGUGAUCUGGGAUAACAUGGCCAUGGCAUGGUGGGAAGAAUCUUUGAGAUCCGGCAUAGUCACUGUGGUCAUUGCAGCUAUGGCUUUCUUUUGGGCUAUUCCCGUCGCCUUCUCGGCUUCGAUUGCGAACAUUGACUCCCUCAUACGACAAUUUCCCUGGCUCAAAUGGAUCGAGGAACAUGACCGGGUCAAGAAACUUGCUGGUGCCGUCGCCGGUGUCUUGCCCGCCGCUUUGCUCGCUCUUCUACUCAUUAUUGUCCCCCUGAUAUUAGAGCAACUGGCACUGUUCCGAGGCGUCAAAACAGGUUCCCAGAAAGCUGAGUUCGUCCAGCGGGGCUACUUCAUCUUCCUGUUUAUUCAAGUUUUUCUUGUUGUCUCGAUUGCAUCCUUCUUUGCCGCCUCUGUUGAGGAGUUGUGGAGCAAUCUUGAACAGCUCCAGAGCGUGCAGUACAUCCUCAAGACGCUGGCUGAAAAUCUUCCCAAAGCAGCCAAUUACUUCUUCUCCUACAUGAUGCUGCAGGCUUUGUCUGUGAGCUCUGGUACUCUGCUUCAAAUUGGUGCCCUCAUAACAUGGUACUUACUGGCACGCAUUUUUGACUCUACGGCCAGAGCCAAAUGGAAGAGAAACACGACGCUCUCCACCAUCGCCUGGGGCCAAUUCUUCCCCGUUUACACCAAUUUUGCCUGCAUUGCCUUGAUCUAUAGCGUCGUCGCUCCCUUGAUCUCUCUCUUUGCAGUCCUGACGUUUGGGUUGCUGUGGUUUGCUCAGCGGUAUAGCAUGCUCUACAUCACGCGUUUUGAGACUGAUACAGGCGGCGUCUUAUACCCUCGUGCGAUCAACCAAACAUUUACGGGAUUGUACGUGAUGGAGGCUUGCUUGGCAGGCUUGUUUUUCAUAGUGGUGGAUGAGCACAAUCAACCAAGAGCCACCCCGCAAGGUGUUAUCAUGCUAGUGGCACUUGGUCUGACAGCGGUUUAUCAGAUUUCACUCAACUCGUCUUUCUCGCCACUCUUCCGAUACCUCCCCAUCACGAUUGAAGAUGAGGCAGUGAUUAGGGACGAGGCGUUUCAACGCGCCCAAAAUCGACGUCUUGGACUUGUGGAUGACGAUGAAGAGGAUGACGAAAAGACGCCCAUGAGGAAUGCAAACGAUACCAGUUCGGAGCCCCGCGGCAUCGAAUUGCAAAAGAUGAAUGACGCCUCCCCUAGACGGAAACCGUCGACUAUGCGCCAUGUCAAGAACGUCGGUCACUGGGCGAAGCAAGGUGGCAAGAACUUGCGCACCAAGACCUGGAACAUGGGUCCAUCCACCGUCAAAACCGCUGCCGAUUACCGACGUAAGCAACGCGACAAGGACCUAGAGGCUCAACGGGCACUCGGUGACGCGCUGUUUGGUGGGUACCACGACGAAAUCGAAGACUUGACGCCGGAGGAGCGUGAUGCACUCGUUAAAAACGCGUUCAAGCACUACGCUCUUCGGGCGCGAGCACCUGCGGUCUGGCUUCCUCGUGACGACAUUGGGGUUAGCGACGAUGAGAUUAAGCGGACGAAGGAGUUUAGCGAGCACAUUUGGAUAAGCAACGAGGGUACCGCGCUCGACAGUAAGGUCAGAGUGGUGUACGGAGCAAACCCUCCCGACUUUUCCGAGAUCGACAUCAUCAACCUAUGA
Messenger RNA from Colletotrichum truncatum, 3975 nucleotides. Its product is annotated as DUF221 domain-containing protein. NCBI's taxonomy places the organism in Eukaryota, Fungi, Ascomycota, Sordariomycetes, Glomerellales, Glomerellaceae. Gene Ontology annotation, molecular function: calcium-activated cation channel activity. Gene Ontology annotation, cellular component: plasma membrane. The record is from RefSeq and is a predicted model, not a curated record.